AUGCAGCACGGUGCAGCCUACAUGUCCUCCAUGUCCUACAAUGGACCCUGUGAUAGAUGUGAAGCAGGCUGGGAGCAUCAUGGAGGAAAGUGCUAUCAUUUCUCCAUCAGUAAAUCCUCCUGGAACAGGAGCAGAGCUGACUGUAGAGCUAAAGGAGGAGACCUGGUUAAGAUAGACAGCAGGGAGGAGCAGAAAUUCCUGGAGAAAAGACUGAGAGAAAUGAACAAAACUGAGGAGAAGUUCUGGAUCGGACUGAAACGCUCUGCAGAUGAAGACAGAUGGUUUUGGAUGGAUGGAUCACCGCUGAACAAAAGUUUGACUUUUUGGAGCAGAAAUCAGCCGGACACCAGGAACGGGACAAACAGGGAAAAUCCUGCUGGACAAAGUGUGAGGGUGGGGGGGAAAGGUCGUGCUCCUGACCUGAACCUCAGCACGAUGAGCCGUCCACAGAGCUGCAUUGAAGGUGAAGCUCCUGACUCUCAGCAUGCAAAAUCAAACAAAGGGUCAAAGGUGACUAAAGAGAGAGCGGCACUGCUGGUUUCUGGUGUUCUCCUGGCUGCUGCUCUCAUUGUUAUUUACCGUCUCUUGUUUGAAAUCAUGAGAACAAAGGAGAACCUCAAAAACCUGGAAGAUCACAGAAUGAAGUGUGAAAAUAAUCUGACAGAUGGACCCUGUGAUAGAUGUGAAGCAGGCUGGGAGCAUCAUGGAGGAAAGUGCUAUCAUUUCUCCAUCAGUAAAUCCUCCUGGAGCCAGAGCAGAGCUGAAUGUAGAGCUAAAGGAGGAGACCUGGUUAACAUAGACAGCAGGGAGGAGCAGAGGUUCCUGGAUGGAAGAGUGAGAAACUUAAUGAAUGAAGCUGAGGACCAGUUCUGGAUCGGACUGACAGACUCAGCAGCAGAGGGCAGAUGGAUGUGGGUGGACAACACACCACUGAAUGAAAGGUUUAGUUUUUGGCUCAGUGGGGAGCCAAAUAAUUUGACAGGGAUAACUCCUGAAGGAGAGGACUGUGUGGCGAUGUGGAAAAAAGGUGGAGCUCCUGACCUGAAGAGCUGGAAUGAUUCACCAUGCUCAGUUCCUCACAGAAGUAUUUGUGAGAAAGCAGAAGUAACAGGACAGAUUAAAUAUGAAGAAGCUAGCCAGCAGGCCUCAUCUCCGGAGCAGAACAGAAGCUCUCAGGAAUCACUGCAGAACAAGAUGGACUUCACCUCCACUAGAGGAACCACGGGCGUCCCCGGGCCACUCUAA
This is a messenger RNA of Archocentrus centrarchus (flier cichlid), 1245 nucleotides long. Its product is annotated as brevican core protein-like. NCBI's taxonomy places the organism in Eukaryota, Metazoa, Chordata, Actinopteri, Cichliformes, Cichlidae. The transcript is spliced from 11 exons. Bases 1 to 1245 code for a protein of 414 amino acids. The record is from RefSeq and is a predicted model, not a curated record.